AUGACCGUUCAAGGACUUGUUCAUAAUUAUGGUGGCCUUAUUACUACGAGGUGUUUCUUGGGAUUGUUUGAAGCAGGUCUAUAUCCGGGUGUCAGCUACUUCUUAUCAUGUUGGUACAAGCGUUCCGAAUUCGGGUUCCGUAUGGCUAUCUUUUUCUCAGCAACCACGAUUUCUGGCGCGUUCGGAGGUCUUCUAGCGGCGGCUAUCUCGAAAAUGGAUGGUAUCGGUGGAAAACCAGGCUGGGCAUGGAUUUUUAUCCUUGAAGGAUUUGCCACUGUUGUUGCUGGCAUCGCAUCUUUCUGGAUUAUACAGGAUUUCCCAGACACAGCCAAAUUCCUUUCCGAAGCGGAGAGGACUGUGAUUGUUCGACGAUUGCAAGAAGAUAAUCAGUUCAGUGCCGCUGGAGAGAUAUUCAGAUGGAAGUAUAUCCGCCAGAGUUUGUCGGACUGGAAGACGUAUGUCGGAAUGAUUAUCCAAUGCGGUUGUGUUAUGCCACACUACGCGUUUUCACUUUUUUUGCCCUCGAUUAUUAACCAGCUCGGUAUGCACUUAAUUUUCCGAAAUCUGGCCUUCCGAGUUGGGUUUGCUCAUGUCGAUACAGGAUUCAGGGCGACUGCCGCAAAUUUGUUGACAGUCCCUGUUUAUGUCUUCGCCUGCAUAAUCACAUGCUUGGUGGGCUUUUUGGCGGACCGAUACGGUCGAAGAGGCUUUUUCAAUAUUGGAUUCUUGUGCCUUGGCGCUGCUGGUUACAUUAUCUUAAUCUCGUCUAGGAGUGCGGCUCUAUCCUACUUUGCGGUUUAUCUUGCAACCUGUGGUAUAUUUCCGGUCAUUCCUAACAUCACUGCUUGGAUGUUAAACAACGUGGAAGGGUCAUAUAAGCGCAGUGUUUCCUUCGCCAUCAUCAUCGGUUUCGGUAAUAUCAAUGGAGCCAUCAGUUCGAACGUCUACCGCCAAAAAGAUCAGCCGCGGUAUGUUCUGGGACAUGGGUUGGUCCUGAUGUACAUCGGUAUUGGGCUCAGUUUUUCGACCAUUUACCUCAUCCUUGCUGGGAGGGAAAACGCAAGGAGAGAAAGAGGCGAGCGUGACGAGGUAAUCGAGGGGCAGUCCGGUGGGGAUGAGAAGAACGGAACGUUUGAAAGCGUUGCCGAGGCAAAGAGAGAGAAAGGAGACGAAUGGAGUGGGUAUCGGUACAUUCUAUAA
Marasmius oreades (fairy-ring Marasmius) is the source of this 1200-nucleotide messenger RNA. RefSeq lists its product as uncharacterized. Gene Ontology annotation, molecular function: transmembrane transporter activity. Gene Ontology annotation, cellular component: membrane. NCBI's taxonomy places the organism in Eukaryota, Fungi, Basidiomycota, Agaricomycetes, Agaricales, Marasmiaceae. The transcript has 16 exons. Bases 1 to 1200 code for a protein of 399 amino acids. The record is from RefSeq and is a predicted model, not a curated record. Gene Ontology annotation, biological process: transmembrane transport.